Daldinia decipiens is the source of this 1881-nucleotide messenger RNA. RefSeq lists its product as uncharacterized. The record is from RefSeq and is a predicted model, not a curated record. The transcript is spliced from 2 exons. Lineage: Eukaryota; Fungi; Ascomycota; Sordariomycetes; Xylariales; Hypoxylaceae. The coding region runs from base 320 to 1573 and encodes 417 amino acids.
AACAAACAGCCCAAGUUAUAUCCUCAUAUUUCACAUUUCAUACCUGCACUCUCCACGCCACUAUAAUUAUUAUUAUCAUAAUUCGGCGCUGUCAACUUGGCCAAAGACGGCAUUAGCGCUAUGUGCAAGACAUGAAUAAUCCGUGAAUCCUCCUUGGUCGGUCAUUAGUGUUGCCCUGUCUUUGACUCUAUCACCGUGAGAAAUUCAGCUAGAUGGCCGUACCGGUUAGUCUAGUUAUAUUCACAACUCACGCAACUUUCAUUAUAUUCUCUUACCGAUUUUACUACGGCUUCGCAGAAGCUUGUUGUAGACCAUCAAUAUGACUGGUUCCCACAGUUGGUAUUCACGCAAGGCACCCAAAAGCAGCUCUAUCAGUAAUGCCAAAACACAUGACAAUUCACAGGCAGACAAGGUUAUUUGCGGCCGUAUUACCAAACCUGUCUCUAACAAAGAGAAACCACAUGGACGACCAGCUAUUAUCAAAGAUGAAGACGAUACGAUUGAAGCUCUCGCUACGGGGGCGCAAGCGAGCCAACUAAUCGAAGAAGACGGCGAGCUUAAUGAGGAUAUCCAGGACUCCAUUGAGGUAGCUCUCGAAUAUGAAGGAGACAGCGAAGGCAGCGAAGUGGAUGAACUCUUAGUGCAUACCGCGGAAAACACUUCGAGCCAUCUGAAUAAUACUGUACAAGAGACAACAGAGACAGAUGAGUCGCAGAGUGACACGUCCCAUCAAAGCAAUCCGGUCGAGUCUUCUAUUGGUGAAGGGACAACUCGGGACCACGCACCAAAAGGAGGAUGGCGCUAUGAACAGGUUUUCCUCAACCAGGUUUUAAAGGCGCGAGAUGAAUACACUUUAAUGCCGACGACCUGGAGAAUGCACUUUCGAGGCGUUCCUCUACCCGAAGGCUUGUUCUACAUCAAAACCCAUGCUGUAAGUACUCGGCCAAGAAUAUACGCGCGCACAGAUAAGCUAGAAUAUCAAGGUGCUACAGCACUUCGCAAGCUGAUGGAUAUUCAUGGACGAGUUCGCGAUCUCCGAAGGGCGCAAAGGUCACAUCCGGAUGAGCAACAUAAGAAUAGAUGUGGACGCAGACUUGUUAAUCAUAUUAAGCAAACACUCGAGCAGGCCUUACGAUGGUCCAUAACCGACGGAAAUAUCAGAAAAUAUCGCCGUGAUUUCGAGCCCAAUAUUGUGAUACUAGAGAUGAAUGACGAAAACAAAUCAGACAUGGACGUAGUCAUCCAAACCGAAAUGACGAAGCUAGCUACGUGGUGGCGAGAUAAGCUGGCCCUUAUGCCUGGAGAAGCACGGCCAGAAGCGCCCGUAAUCUUUUGUUUCGUUAUUUUCAAACAUAUUGUGUUCAUCGUUACAAUGGACGCCCAGAACCCAGAUGCUGUCUGCCAUAUUCCGUGCCGGCUGAACCUGUCGGAAGAGAACCAGUAUCAAUGGAACGCCUUAGCAAUUAUGGCUACCAUCUGCUGGGCCAGAGACCUUUACAUAGGUAUGAUGGACGGUUUGCUAGUAGGUGUGGACUAUGACGAAGGCAAGCAUUCGAGCGACCCAGAUGCUUAAUAGGUCUGAGCCAAAAGUACAGAGAAACCUUCGUGUGUGUCUGACAGAUUCUAUGAACGAAAUGAGAAAUACUGAAACCAGGGAAGACAUGUUGAGGUUUGAUCACAAGAUACCAGAAAUAGGAAGGGAUGACGUUAUGUUUUCAUGUGCUCGAGUAAAAACAACUGAAGCUAUUCAAGUCGGAAAUCGCAUUGGAAUCUUCCUUGUUCUUGUAAGAUAACUUACUUGCAACGUUACUUGCAGUCAAUGAAUUGACUAUGUGUGAUCUCGACUUACUACCUAGAUGGCUUCAAAAUGCUAUUUUACGC